This is a messenger RNA of Puntigrus tetrazona (Sumatra barb), 1815 nucleotides long. It is a transcript of the gene nfil3-3, whose product is annotated as nuclear factor, interleukin 3 regulated, member 3. Gene Ontology annotation, biological process: circadian rhythm; regulation of DNA-templated transcription. Gene Ontology annotation, molecular function: DNA binding; DNA-binding transcription factor activity. The record is from RefSeq and is a predicted model, not a curated record. Lineage: Eukaryota; Metazoa; Chordata; Actinopteri; Cypriniformes; Cyprinidae. Gene Ontology annotation, cellular component: nucleus.
UACAAGUGCAAGCAUUUUGUGAAAACCUUUUUGUGAUCCGAAAAACGUAGCCUGGUGUGGCUUUAGAACAGAACAAUUACUGGUUGCGAAGGGAUAAAUAAAGCACGGGAGCGAGCGAAACGUGUAAAAGAGCACGUCGUUAUUUCCUUAGGGCCCCGCCCCUGCCCCGUGGAGUGUUUAGGUCGUGUUUACGCUGAACCCAGCGCGUCUCUCGGUCUGACGCGGAGCUGAUACCAGCUGACCUGGCGACCCGAGCUGAACCCUUAAGAGGGACGAAGACACGAACACAGCCCUGACUGACUCGGAGCUUUCAUUCGGCGGCGAUAUCGCAGCACGACCUUCUCCUGGCAUGCGGCUCGUUUUAAACCGAGGGGGAGGUAAAGAUCUUCAAGACGGCAACAAAGAGUUUGUUGAGUGCCAACGUUUUAGAAGACCUGUGAGUUUGUCUUGUGAUUCCAAAUAUUACAAUACGGCCCAGACCUAAAGGGCAAAAAGCAUGAAGGAUCAACAGACAGUGGCAGAACAGACAGGGAUGUACCCUCAUGAAAUAACCGAUCCAAUCAGUCAGGAUGGAACUAUGUCCUUCACAGAAGAAACGGUGUCCAUAUUAACAUCCAGCAGCAUGCUAGCCCGCUCUUUUCUCAUCCAUCCCAGAGGUCUGAAAGACCAAGAAAGCUCAGAGACUGACAGCCGCAUCACUCUGCGUCGCAAGCGUGAGUGUAUCCCUGCCGAAAAAAACCAAGGUUACUGGGACAAGCGCAAAAAGAACAAUGAAGCUGCCAGGCGUUCGCGCGAGAAACGCCGCAUCGGCGACAAGGUGGUAGAAAGCAGGGUUCUGGCUCUUCUUGAAGACAAUGCACGUCUGAAAGCUGAAUUACUGGCACUUAAGUUCAAGUUCGGUUUGAUCAAAGAUCCCACAGAUUCACCAGCACAGAUCUGCUCCUUUGAUCCACAUAACCAAACGUCUCCAGCAAUACCCUACAACCGCUCCAGUACAAACUUACAACCUGCUUUUGCUCACGCAUCGUCAAUCUCACAGCGCGGCGGUCCGGAUGGGGCACAAAACUACGGGUUCUUCACGCCUGGAGGGUCAACUAUUAGGAGCCCCGAGCUUUCAGAUGAUCCUACAGGUGAACAUAUCCGAAAAAACCCAGUUGAAGAGCCAAGCGGUAUUACAGCGGUGGAAACAAAUUCAUUAGUAUGCCAAACGAACAAUAUGAAAGGUCUUCCUCAUAAACUGCGUUUCAAGACUCCGUGUGGAACCGAAGGUGCCGAUGCUGAAGUCCUUCUUCCAGUGGAGAACACUUCACAGUCUCGGUCUACAGGGGCUUUAUGGAGGCCACAAACGCACACAACGCCACGUUCAGCGGCACUUCAGAAUAACCCAUCAAUUCACGGGCGUAGAGAAAGUCAAAGUGUUAUUAGAGUUCAGAUCAGCGCGUUGACUGAAGAAGUGGCCCAGUUAAAGAAACUCAUGUCUCAACAUCAGCUCUCUAAAGUGAACUGAAAUCAUCCUUCCCACCUGUCUUCUGACCUAUUCAAAGAAAAGAAGCCCAUUUUUCUGAUUGUAACAGACAAAUAUAAGAAGCCAGCUGGUUGUUCACUGGAACAGCUGGCAAUUUAAGUGAUUUUUAAUUUAUGUGAACGUUUCAUAUGUCUGUCUGCUUCACUACAUGCAGGAUGAAGUGAAAAAUGUGAAAAGCUCUGCUGUCUUCGGCGUCUACUGGUGUGGCAUAUGGUGCUUUGUUUAAGUUAAACCACACCGGCAGCAAUAGACCUUUACAAAUGGCAAUUAAAUCUAAACCUUUUUCUGUA